Molecule: messenger RNA, 1821 nt
Organism: Raphanus sativus (radish)
Lineage: Eukaryota; Viridiplantae; Streptophyta; Magnoliopsida; Brassicales; Brassicaceae
Product: probable methyltransferase PMT5
Exons: 6
Coding region: 465-1784 (439 amino acids)
Cellular component (GO): cytoplasm
Molecular function (GO): methyltransferase activity
Source: RefSeq, a predicted model, not a curated record
UCAUUACAGUACUUGUAGUGGAUUUUUUGUUUCCUACAUUUAAUGUUCUCUGAUCUGAUCUAUAACCUUCUUAGUCAUUCUCGAGAUCUAAAGUUUCAAGAUUGAGUUUGUUACGUAAAUUUUCUAAUGACAAAAAAAUUCAAAAUUGGCUUAUGUUUCCUCACUAACUACUACUUUUAAGUAAUGUUUCUGCUUUGGGAGAUUUAUAUCUGCAAAAUAUUUGUUUGCAGGUGGGUUUAAAUUGGCAUCAUCCUUGAGUUGUGUAUCUUCAAUUUGUCUAUAUUACAUCUCUCUACUAGUGCCCAUUUCCUCAUUUGGAUCAUAAGAGUGGAAACGACUUAGUCUUGUUGCUCUUAGAAAGCUUUCCAAAAAUGGGCUUGAUCAGGUGGUGAUGAGACUAUGUACUACUUCAAGAUUGGGACAAAGAUUCUUAGGACAGCAAGAGGAAAGUUUUUGUUUCCGACAUGACAAGUCCUUGGUUCAAGAGUCUUUCCUCUGUGUUUGGUCUCAGACCACGGAUCAAAGCCUUGCUUUUCUUUAUACUCGGUGGUGUGACUCUAGUCACCAUCUUAUCACCGUUCUCAUCCACUUCCUACGAUGAUUCUACUUCUUCAACACUUGUUCCCAACGUUUACAGCAACUACAGGAGGAUCAAGGAGCAAGCUGCUGUUGAUUACCUCGAUCUGAGGUCUCUCUCCUUAGGAACUACUCUACAAGAGUUUCCUCUGUGUAGUAAAGAAAGAGAGAGCUAUGUGCCUUGUUAUAACUCAACAGGGAAUCAAGAGGGUGACGUGUUGGACCGACACUGCGAGUUUGAGAGAGAGAAGGAGAGAUGUUUAGUUCGUCCUCCGAGAGACUAUAAGAUACCGCUUAGGUGGCCACUUGGUAGAGAUAUCAUAUGGAAUGGGAACGUCAAGAUAACCAAAGACCAGUUUCUUUCUUCAGGAACGGUCACAACGAGGUUAAUGUUGCUUGAAGAGAAUCAAAUCACCUUUCACUCGGAAGAUGGGCUGAUCUUUGAUGGAGUCAAAGACUACGCUCGUCAGAUUGCUGAGAUGAUUGGCCUAGAAAGUGACACUGAGUUUGCUCAAGCUGGUAUACGAACUGUGCUAGACAUUGGUUGCGGAUUUGGAAGCUUUGGAGCACAUCUAGUGUCUUUGAAGAUGAUGCCUAUAUGUAUAGCUGAGUAUGAGGCAACUGGGAGCCAAGUCCAGUUAGCUUUAGAGAGAGGUCUUCCAGCAAUGAUUGGCAGUUUCUUCUCAAAAAAGCUUCCAAUCAACGGAUCUCUAGUUCUAUCUUAUAAAGCUUCCGCUACAUCAGGUGGUAUCAGAGCCGCGUUUCUUUGGUUUCUCAAUCGAAGAACGAUUCCGGAUGUCAUGUUGAACUCUGCCUUACUCGACCAAGGAAAGUCUGCUUGGGUGAUGAACGUUGUCCCGGUGAAUGAACGUAACACUCUCCCUCUCAUACUUGACCGUGGCUUUGCUGGUGUUCUACAUGACUGGUGUGAACCAUUCCCAACAUAUCCAAGAACAUAUGACAUGCUUCAUGCUAAUGAACUACUCACUCAUCUUAGCUCAGAACGGUGCAGCUUGAUGGACUUGUUCUUGGAUAUGGAUCGGAUUCUUCGCCCUGAGGGAUGGGUUGUUAUAAGUGACAAGUUGGGAGUAAUAGAGAUGGCACGUGGACUAGCAACUAGAGUGCGUUGGGAAGCACGUGUCACUGAUCUUCAAGACGGUAGUGACCAAAGACUUCUUGUCUGUCAAAAACCAUUUCUCAAAAGAUAACUUGCUGCCGAGUAUAUUCUUCUUUCACACACAGCAU